This is a messenger RNA of Tripterygium wilfordii, 704 nucleotides long. RefSeq names its product dynein light chain 1, cytoplasmic-like. Bases 115 to 477 code for a protein of 120 amino acids. Gene Ontology annotation, biological process: microtubule-based process. Gene Ontology annotation, cellular component: dynein complex. NCBI's taxonomy places the organism in Eukaryota, Viridiplantae, Streptophyta, Magnoliopsida, Celastrales, Celastraceae. The transcript has 3 exons. Gene Ontology annotation, molecular function: dynein intermediate chain binding; dynein light intermediate chain binding. The record is from RefSeq and is a predicted model, not a curated record.
CACAUAUAGUCGCUGAGUCACAGACAGACGCAAGGAGAAGCUCUUCUUCCUUAAAAGCUCUCUUUUCCAAAAUAAAAACGGAGCGUCUCUUAACUUGAAGGUGAAGAGCUGAAAAUGAGUGAAGAUGCGAAGAGAAGCGUCACUGGAGCGAUGAUCGUGAGACCCAACUCCUCCGAAGACAGGAAAACCUCCGUGGCCACAGCUACCAACGCCGCAAGGCAAGUUACCAUCAAGAGUGCCGACAUGAGCGACGCCAUGCAGAAGGAAGCUGUCGAGAUCGCUAUAGCUGCAUUUGAGAAGAACAAUGUAGAGAAGGAUGUUGCAGAGAAUAUAAAGAAGGCGUUUGAUAAGAAGCAUGGGGCCACUUGGCACUGCAUAGUUGGUCGCAAUUUUGGUUCUUACGUGACUCAUGAGACAAAUCACUUUGUUUACUUCUACUUGGAUCAGAAAGCGGUUCUGUUGUUCAAGUCUGGUUGAUUGCAGUUGUAUGUUUGAUGAAGAUGUUGAUGAUGCCGUUGUGGUAAGCCUGAUAGGACAUGGACAAGGGUGUUAUUGUGAUGAUAUAGUUAGAAUGUAUGUAUUUAAUUAGAACUUAUUGCCACGCCAGGCAUCUUGCUGGGCAUUCUUCUUUCCAACUUGUACAUUUCAUUUUCUUCUAAAAACUUGGUCUUUUGGAUGAAUGUGAACUGAAGUGUCUCUGCUUA